Helianthus annuus (common sunflower) is the source of this 2043-nucleotide messenger RNA. RefSeq lists its product as uncharacterized. Gene Ontology annotation, biological process: DNA repair; telomere maintenance. Bases 1 to 2043 code for a protein of 680 amino acids. NCBI's taxonomy places the organism in Eukaryota, Viridiplantae, Streptophyta, Magnoliopsida, Asterales, Asteraceae. The transcript has 2 exons. The record is from RefSeq and is a predicted model, not a curated record. Gene Ontology annotation, molecular function: DNA helicase activity.
AUGAGAAAUAACCAGAAUGAGCUGCGUGUUGAGCUCUACCAUAAUGUUUGCGACGCUGUGACACGUGGAGAUACAAAUUCUGAGGCUAUCGGACAGCGGAUAGUUUUACCUGCAACCUUUACGGGCAGUCCAAGAUAUAUGAUCCAAAAUUACGAAGACGCCAUGGCUCUGUGUCGUGCUUUUAGGAACCCUGACCUGUUUGUCACAUUUACAGCCAACCCAAAAUGGCCUGAGAUCGAAUACAUGGUAUCUCUCAUACCAGGCCAGAAAUCCCAUGACCGUGCAGAUGUUGUAUCACGCGUUUUUAAGCUAAAGCUGACCUUUUUGAUUGAAGAUAUUAUGAAGAAACAAAUCUUUGGCAAAUGCAGAGCAGCCGUUUACACAAUUGAGUUUCAAAAACGAGGACUACCGCAUGUGCACCUUCUGUUUUGGCUUGAACAUUUCGCCGUGUGUCGCACACCUGCUGGUAUAGAUGAUUUGAUUUCGGCCGAGAUCCCAUUGAAGAUUGACGACCCAUCCGGCUAUAAGGCUGUCACAAAUUACAUGUUGCAUGGCCCAUGUGGGAAUGACGCACGCAGUGCUUCGUGUACAACAGACGGAAAAUGCAUGAAACACUUUCCAAAACCAUUUUAUCGAGAAACGACAAUUGACGAAGACGGUUACCCGGUUUAUCGACGAAGGGAUUCCAGGAUUUUCUUCAUGAAGGGCAAAACUAGGCUUGACAACAGGUUUGUCAUCCCAGACAACCGUUAUCUUCUCUUGAAGUACGAAUCACACAUCAACGUUGAAUGGUGCAACCAGUCUCGAGCAAUAAAAUACCUGUUUAAAUACUUAAACAAGGGGCCAGAUAGGGCUACAAUGGUUGUUCAAGAAAACAUUGGCAGUGACAGCGAAAAGCGUGCACAACAGAUUGUUAAGGUUGAUGAGAUUAAAAACUAUUUGGAUUGCUGGUACUUAUCGCCGUGUGAGGCUGUGUGGCGAAUGCUUGCAUUUCCUAUACAUUACUCAUUCUCGUCCGUCAUGAAGCUAACCUUCCAUCUACCUAACCAACAACUGCUCACGUUGCGUGAUUCGGACAGCUUACCAGCCCUGUUAAACCGGGACGGGAUACGAGAAACAAUGUUCACCCAAUGGUUUGCACUGAACAACAGAGAUGCAGUGGCAAGAAAGUUGACGUAUGCCGAGAUACCAACACAGUAUGUGUGGCAAGAGGAUAACAAGGUAUGGAAAAAGCGGAUGGAACGGACAGCCGUUGGGCGGAUUGUGUAUUACAAUCCAGCAGCUGGGCCAAAGUAUUAUUUAAGGAUGUUGUUGGGAAUUGUGAGAGGGCCCCGAAGUUUCGAAGAAAUAAAAACAGUUGAUGGGGUCAUGUAUGAAACGUACAAAGAAGCCUGCUAUGCGUAUGGCUUGCUUAAUGAUGACAAGGAGUGGAGUGACGCUCUUUCAGAGGCUAAAUUAUGGGCGUCUGGUUCCCAGCUACGUGAAUUGUUUGUUACCAUGUUGUUGUUUUGCGAAGUGAACCGCCCGGCACAACUGUGGGCGCAGAAUUGGGAGAUACUAUUUGAUGAUAUUUUGUACAUGAAACGUAGGCACUUCAUGUUUCCGGGAUUACACUUAUCGGACGACCAGCUUAAGAACUAUUGCCUAAUUGACCUGAAUGAACUAUUGGAGAAAAAUGGCAAAUCAUUGGCAUAUUUCACGGAUAUGCCACAACCGGAUACGUCGCUCCUCGAUAAGAUGCAUAAUCGUCUAAUCAGGGAAGAGAUGAGUUACAACAGAAAACAAUUGACAGAUGAACACGAGCAACUGUACGCAUCACUCAAUACGGAACAAACAACCAUAUACGACAGGGUCAUUGAUUUCGUUACAGCCAGAAAAGGAGGGUUUUAUUUCGUAUAUGGUCCGGGUGGGACCGGGAAGACUUUCCUGUACAGGACCAUCUUGUCACGCUUAAGAUCUAUGGGCCUGAUUGCCCUUGCGGUUGCGUCUUCAGGUAUAAGAAAUAAUCCUGUUAUGGUGUAUAAUUAUUCUCACGCUACUUAA